AUGGGCAAAUUCAAACGCACGCUGUUCCGUGCAACGCGAGUCACAGCUCUUAUUGCCUCCGUCUCGCUCGCUGUACAGUUCUACCUGACUCGAUGGCACCAGGCGGCGCCUCUGCUUUCGGUAUUUGACCAUGAGAUGGACGGGGUUGAGCAGCACAAUGGGACGUUGUGGGAGGUGCUCUUGAGCAAGCCGCGUCUCUCGCGUUGCGCGGCCAUUGUGGGAGACUUCCCCCAGCUGGUGGCUCCCCUCAACACGCCAAACCUCUCGUUGACGGUGUUUGCACCCACGGACGAGGCCUUUGCCCGAGAGUUCUUCCACUGGGACUCGCCGUGGUUCUUCUAUAUCAUGUUAGCCUCCUACCACAUCGCCCCGGGCGAACUGUCACGCGAGGCCCUGCAAAGAAAGGGCACUGUGGGCACGGUGCUCAAUGCGGAUAUCUUCUGGCUCUUCAAACAGCGGAUCAGUACACAGCGGGUGGAAUCAUCAGUAAUGCUCAAUUAUCUGUCGACCAUUCUCGGUCCGGAACAAGCAGCCGUCAACGGACGACUGCAUUAUGUGGACCGUGUGUUGACGCUACCCGAGUCGACAUCGCAUGUUUUGCGUUCCUCGCCCGAGUUUCGCACCUUCUGCAAGGGUUUAACUGUCUCAGAGGUGGCCGUAGUAGUCAACGAUACGUCGACACACGUCGGUCAGACGGUCUUUGCGCCGACAAACGCGGCCUUUAAGAAGCUGGGGCACCAGGUUAACCGGUUUCUCUUCGGACCUGGCGGCGAGGCGUAUCUCAAGGCAUUAAUGGAGUAUCAUGUGGUGGCUAACCACACCCUGUUUUCAGACGUCUACUUCCACCACACGCAGAAGCAGCAGAUUGAUCUGACGGAGACUGAUGUGACUUGGCUUCCGACACUGGCCCCCGGUGGGUUCAAUCUGUCGGUCACGAUCGAGAAACACGACUCGCAACCGGCAAUCCGUAUCAAUAACGCGGUGACGGCCAGCAGGCCGGAUAUCGUUGUCAUGGACGGAGUAAUACAUGCUGUUGAGACGGUCCUGAUUCCCCCUGGUAGGCAGGAGGCCCUCGAUGGCCAGCCUGGAACGAUGUGGGAUGGGACAGUCGACAGUUUGGUAGCCAGACUGCAACCUCUGAUCGAGUAA
Messenger RNA from Penicilliopsis zonata CBS 506.65, 1149 nucleotides. RefSeq lists its product as hypothetical. The coding region runs from base 1 to 1149 and encodes 382 amino acids. The record is from RefSeq and is a predicted model, not a curated record. The transcript has a single exon. NCBI's taxonomy places the organism in Eukaryota, Fungi, Ascomycota, Eurotiomycetes, Eurotiales, Aspergillaceae.